Komagataella phaffii GS115 is the source of this 663-nucleotide messenger RNA. RefSeq names its product GTPase of the Ypt/Rab family, very similar to Ypt31p. Lineage: Eukaryota; Fungi; Ascomycota; Pichiomycetes; Pichiales; Pichiaceae. The coding region runs from base 1 to 663 and encodes 220 amino acids. Gene Ontology annotation, biological process: exocytosis. Gene Ontology annotation, molecular function: GTP binding; GTPase activity. The record is from RefSeq and is a predicted model, not a curated record. The transcript has a single exon. Gene Ontology annotation, cellular component: recycling endosome.
AUGUCAAACAGUGCUGAAGAUUACUCUUACGAUUACGAGUAUCUGUUCAAGAUUGUCCUAGUGGGCGAAUCCAGCGUGGGGAAAUCAAACCUACUGUCUCGAUUCACUAGAGAUGAGUUCAACAUAGAAUCCAAAACCACGAUCGGCGUGGAAUUUGCUACUCGUACUAUAGAAGUUGACGGGAAGAGGAUAAAGGCCCAGAUCUGGGACACUGCCGGCCAAGAAAGAUACAGAGCUGUCACCGCGGCUUACUACAGAGGCGCUGUGGGAGCGUUGUUGGUUUACGACAUUUCAAACUCCUCCUCCUACGAGGGAGCUUCCAGAUGGUUGAGUGAGCUGAAGGAUCAUGCAGACGCAAACAUUGUGGUGGAGCUUGUCGGAAACAAGUCAGAUUUGAAUCACUUGAGAGCUGUGCCCACAGAUGAGGCCAAAUCUUUUGCCACGGAGAAGGGGCUAUUAUUUACAGAAGCUUCGGCUUUGAACUCUGAGAAUGUUGAACUGGCCUUCCAGCAACUUAUCAAGGCCAUCUACGACAUGGUUUCCAAACACCAGUUUGACAUGAAUGAUUACGGAAACGACAAUAAACCAAUAACAGGUGGCCAAACCAUCACGCUCACUCCUACUCCAAAGGAUAGUAAAAUCAAGAAGGAUUCAUGUUGUUAG